Molecule: messenger RNA, 2592 nt
Organism: Vitis riparia (riverbank grape)
Lineage: Eukaryota; Viridiplantae; Streptophyta; Magnoliopsida; Vitales; Vitaceae
Product: cyclic nucleotide-gated ion channel 2
Exons: 8
Coding region: 336-2441 (701 amino acids)
Source: RefSeq, a predicted model, not a curated record
UGAAGGGAAGGGAGUGAGGUGGGUGAGCGUCAGACUGGUUUCCAUGGAGGGACAGAGGGGGAGAGGUGAGGCAAGUGGACCCAAGCUCUCACGGUCACAGCGGCAGUAGCGCCACAGACGCCAUGUUCCGUAACUAGUUCUUCAUCCUUACAACCAGGACAAACCUUCAUGUGCUACGUGACAGACUCUCCCAUUAAUCAUACCACUAUGUCUAUAUCCCCCCACCCCAUAAACCAAUACCCAUUACCCCCAACUCUUCAUCCCCUUCUCUCCUAAUCUUUUUCACUUCCGCCCUCUUCUCUAUCUCUCUCUCCCAUGGUUUCUCUUUUCAGACAAUGGACGCUCCACCCAACUUCCAAAUCUCCCUUCCAAGGUGGAUUGGAAUAUUCCGGCGCCGGAAAGCAAACUCCGAUGAAAUCUACGAAGAAGACGACGGCCCCAUCUCCAAUUCCAUUGAAUGCUACGCCUGUACUCAGGUGGGAGUGCCGGUGUUCCACUCCACCAGUUGUGACCAGGCCCACCAGCCGGAGUGGGAGGCCUCAGCCGGUUCUUCCUUGAUUCCAAUUCAGGACAGGAGGACCGGGAAGGCCCGGUCGAACGGCCGCCCCUCGGGGCCUUUCGGGCGGGUCCUGGACCCGAGGACCAAGCCCGUGCAGAGGUGGAACCGCGCGUUCCUACUCGUCCGUGGGAUGUCCCUGGCAGUGGAUCCCCUCUUCUUUUACGUCAUAUCAAUUGGCGGCGAGGGGGGACCGUGCCUGUACAUGGACGGCGGGCUGGCGGCCAUCGUGACGGUGCUGCGGACGUGUGUGGACGCUGUGCACUUGUUUCACUUGUGGCUGCAGUUCAGGCUGGCGUACGUGUCUAGGGAGUCUCUGGUGGUGGGUUGUGGUAAACUCGUGUGGGACGCACGUGCCAUUGCCUCCCACUACGUCAGGUCUCUCAAAGGCUUCUGGUUCGAUCUCUUCGUCAUCCUCCCUGUUCCUCAGGUUGUGUUUUGGUUGGUUGUACCGAAAUUAAUCAAACAAGAGGAGAUAAAGCUGAUGAUGACAAUACUUCUGCUGAUGUUCUUGUUCCAGUUCCUUCCCAAGGUCUACCAUAGUGUUUGCUUGAUGAGAAGAAUGCAGAAGGUCAUGGGUUAUAUAUUUGGCACUAUCUGGUGGCGUUUUGUUCUUAAUCUCAUUGCCUACUUGAUUGCUUCUCAUGUUGCUGGAGGAUGCUGGUAUGUUCUUGCAAUACAACGGGUAGCAUCAUGUCUCCGUCAACAGUGUGACAGAAAUAGGUGCAAUUUCUCUUUGUCUUGCUCAAAGGAGGUUUGUUACCAGUUUCUGUUACCGGCAGGCACAGUAGGAAAUCCAUGUGUAGAUAACUCUACAAUAUUGACCAGGAAGCCGCUGUGCCUGGAUGUCAAUGGGCCGUUUGAAUAUGGGAUCUAUGACAUUGCUCUUCCUGUUAUUUCUAGUCAAUCCAUUGCUGUUAAGAUCCUUUAUCCCAUAUUCUGGGGUCUGCUGAACCUCAGCACUUUUGCUAAUGAACUUGCACCCACAAGUAACUGGCUAGAAGUGAUAUUCAGUAUAUGCAUUGUGCUCAGUGGCUUACUGCUCUUUACUUUAUUGAUCGGAAAUAUUCAGGUAUUUUUACAGUCUGUCAUGGCAAAGAAGAGAAAAAUGCAGCUGAGAUACCGAGAAAUAGAAUGGUGGAUGAGGCGGAGACAGUUGCCAUCUCAUCUGAGGCAAAGGGUUCGCCGUUUUGAACGCCAUAGCUGGGCAGCCAUGGGGGGUGAAGAUGAGAUGGAAUUGAUCCAGGACUUGCCUGAAGGGCUUAGACGGGACAUUAAGCGCCAUCUUUGCCUAGAUCUUAUUAAAAAGGUACCUCUGUUCCAGAGCUUGGAUGAUCUUAUCCUUGACAACAUCUGUGACAGGGUUAAGCCCCUGGUCUUCUGCAAAGAUGAAAAGAUUAUUAGAGAAGGAGACCCAGUGCAUCGCAUGGUGUUCAUCACCCGUGGCCAUAUAAAGAGUAGCCAAAACCUCAGCAAAGGCAUGGUGGCCACAAGCCUGCUUGAACCUGGAGACUUUUUAGGCGAUGAGCUCCUGUCUUGGUGCAUUCGCCGCCCAUUCAUAGACAGGCAUCCAGCCUCAUCUGCCACAUUUGUUUGUGUGGAAUCAACAGAAGCAUUCGGUCUAGAUGCAAACCAUCUGCGGUUCAUCACAGAGCACUUCCGCUACAAGUUUGCGAAUGAAAGGCUUAAGCGAACAGCAAGAUACUACUCAUCCAAUUGGCGAACAUGGGCAGCAGUGAAUAUACAAUUGGCUUGGCGUCGCUACAUAAUCAGGACCAGGGGAGCUCCAGCCAUUCCUGUGAUUGAAAAUGGAGGUAGUGAUCGUCGGCUCAGACAGUGUGCUGCAAUGUUCAUGUCACUUAGGCCUCAUGACCACCUGGAAUAAAGGCAAGUGCUGCAAUUUUUCGCCGGUCGGCCCCAUUAUUCAAUAAGAUCUUCUUUGUCAAAGUGUUGUAACUUGCAUUGAAUAUGAAUAAGAGACCUGCAAAAUCUUUCUUCAUUUGAUAAUAAAAAUUCAUUUUCUUGAUCUCUUCAAA